Molecule: messenger RNA, 1281 nt
Organism: Kuraishia capsulata CBS 1993
Lineage: Eukaryota; Fungi; Ascomycota; Pichiomycetes; Pichiales; Pichiaceae
Exons: 1
Coding region: 1-1281 (426 amino acids)
Biological process (GO): protein insertion into mitochondrial outer membrane; mitochondrial outer membrane translocase complex assembly; phospholipid transport
Cellular component (GO): ERMES complex; SAM complex
Source: RefSeq, a predicted model, not a curated record
AUGCUCGGUUAUAUGGAGUAUUUGCAGGACUGUUUCUACACCUCAACAGGAUGGAAUACCGACAACAACUAUGACAACAUCUUGGCCACUUCGCGAAACUUGUUGGCAUUUCCGAUACCGAGAAACUUCCGGUUUGAGCUGUCAUCGAGAUCGAGCGAAUUCACGAACAGCUCAGUUUCUUUAACCAAUACUGGCAUACUAGGCGGGUCACUAUCAUACUUGUCUACUACUACGCCAUUGGCCAAUGCGAUGGCCUCUCGCUCGGUCCCACUUCAGUCGAUGGUGUCAGGGUAUCGGAUCCUCGAGACUUUUGGUCCGAGGCUUCCAACUCAGUUUGUGGGCGCAACUCUGCUGUAUGGAAGGAUUUACUUUCCCAGUCAGUUCCUCGAGGGAAUGGUAAUAAAGCGGGUUUCGCCCAAUACCCAGUUCAUUCUCAAAUGCAUUAGCACUCCCAAGGUGACAGGAGGUGUCAAAGGUGGAGGUGCUAUGACUUUUUAUUGGCAAACGAAUAAGGCAAAGUCCUCGCGAGAAUUCAUCUUUUCGACCAGUGAGGCUUUGCUUGGUUUCCGAUGUCUGUAUAACAUUGGAAAGGGAUUUCGCGAUGGACCAAGUCGACGGGGCAAAAUUUUUGGUAGCGAUGGAUCCUCUCUAUCUAUCGGCACAGAGCUGUGGUACGGUGCUCUCAGUAUGUCUCCGGGGCUAUCUACAGCACUGCGGUAUUCCACUUAUUCGUCUUCCACUGGAGCACCAAUGACUAUGACGUUGUCUUGCAAUCCGUUACUGGGAAGUUUCUCUAGCACUUACUCUGUGCGAACAGGGAUAGGGUCUACAUUCUGUUCCAAGUAUGAUCUAAAUGUGUAUUCUUCUGAAAGUGAUCUGAGUUUCGGUUACGAAUUCUGGAGAAGCAUUGCUACCAGACCACCCAAGGAGCAACCCAAACUGGACGCUCCAGCAUUCAACAAACUUAACGAAGAAGAGCAAAUGCGCGUUGUUGGAGAGUUCAUUGGGGCCCAACAGGACAAGUUUGGCAACCCUGGUGCUGCAUGGGGAUCAAGAGGUACUGCUCCGUUCCAUACAGCCAGAAAGUUUGUAUCCAAUCUGCGUGAAACCGACUUCAGCAGCGUCCUCAAGGCCAGCACCAGUAUUCAAACCGGAAAACUGAGUGUAUCAUUCUCGGGAAAAAUCAAGGACUUUCUGGUGACGACGGGGGCUUCUGUUAAUUUGUAUGAUACGUCUUCGACGGUGAAGGCUUAUGGUGUACAGAUCCAGUACUCGUCCUAG